Messenger RNA from Lineus longissimus, 5628 nucleotides. Its product is annotated as cyclic AMP-responsive element-binding protein 3-like protein 2. The record is from RefSeq and is a predicted model, not a curated record. Gene Ontology annotation, biological process: regulation of transcription by RNA polymerase II. The transcript is spliced from 9 exons. Lineage: Eukaryota; Metazoa; Nemertea; Pilidiophora; Heteronemertea; Lineidae. Gene Ontology annotation, molecular function: cAMP response element binding; DNA-binding transcription factor activity, RNA polymerase II-specific. Bases 133 to 1791 code for a protein of 552 amino acids.
AAACAGUGAAUCGUCCUUUUGCGUCAGGGAGUAUCGGAGCGCGACUCUGGAGAAUCCUGGUAGUGCCUGUCUGGCACCGAUUUUGACGGACUUCUGACCCCCGGAACGGACCUACGACCCCCCGAAUUGGACAUGGAUAUGUACUGUUUUGAUCGCAAACUCAAUGAGUUUGGCGAUGGUGAUUUUAACGAUUUGCUGGACCACGAUAUAUUUGACUCAAGCCACACUAUGCCGACUAUGAACUUGGAUGACCAAUACAGCAUGGACCAGGACUGGCUGAACAGUUUAUUUGAAGACCCAGUCGUCCUUAACGACAAGAUGAUGUCGGAGGCUAUGCAGCCACCCCGCAUCACAUCGGAACACAGCUACUCGCUGUCAAACAACAAUUCACCAUCAUCACCACUCGAUCUUAACACAAAUUGCAAAGCGGAACCUCUCGGAUCAGACAUGGAAACGGAAAUCUUCAUACAAAGCAAGCCAACCGAUAUGACUAAGAAAACGAUAUCAGAACAUGAAACAAAAACAACGAUUAAACAGGAAAUAACGACGACAACAGACGAGUUACAUGAAACGGAAACCAAACCGACAUCGCAGAUGACCUGCUACAUGAAACAACCAACAAUCGUCUUGGCCACAAAUCGGUUGCCACAACAACAGCCAAAUCAGACGACGAUAUUACGGCAAGAGAGAUUGAUCAUACCAAAGUUAAAUAUAAAAGUUGAACCUCUGGACUGUGUAGACGCAAUGGACACUGGUAUAGACAACGUGAGUCUCCCUCCAACCCCUCCAAGCAGUAAUGGCAGCGACAGUGACGGCAGUCUUAGUCCACAGCGGUCAUGCCCCUCCAGCCCUGUCAGACAAACAGUCCAAGCUAGACAUCACCACGCAUAUAAAGCAAUCACACAGCCACUCUUUACUAGUCCAAUUCCUCAAUCAGGCAUCUUAAUAUUAUCAGAGGAAGAGAAGCGUACUCUCAUAUCAGAAGGUUAUCCCAUUCCUAACAAACUUCCAUUAACGAAACAAGAAGAGAAAAACCUCAAGAAAAUUAGACGGAAAAUAAAAAAUAAGAUAUCAGCACAAGAGAGUCGGAGAAAAAAGAAAGAAUACCUUGAUUGUUUAGAAAAGAAGUGCGACAACUACACAGCCGAGAACCAAGACUUGAAAAAGAAAUUAGAAAACCUUGAGAAUAGUAAUAGGUCGUUAAUGUCACAGUUACACAAACUACAGGCCCUUGUUGGCAAGGUGCGGCCAUCCAAUGCCUCGUCGACACAAACAGGAACAUGUCUUAUGGUGCUAGUUCUAUGCUUUGCUGUAUUCCUUGGAAGUUGGUCGCCAGCAACUCUGAUGAACAUUGGUUACACCAACACGACACCUUCAUCCCCAUCAGGACCCCCAGCUCAACGCCCUAGUCACCAUCCUGUCAUUGGACCGGAAACCAAGGGAGCAAGGGUUGACAUGUAUGCUACACCAAAUAAAAGGUCAAGAGUCCUACUAUCCUUCAUGGAAGACUUCGACGAUUCGACCUUAUAUGAACCCUACGGACCAAACAUGCCUGUCAUGUUACGAAACAGUGGAGAGCGUUUACUGAAACCAGAUGCAGGCUAUGAAGAUUUGCGGCCAGAGGUACCGAACGCUCGGCCUGAUGACGUUGGCCAUUUGGUCAGGCAAGUGAUCACCAAGGUACUUCCUGAUGGGAAGGUUAUUCACAUGGAAACAACCAAUGGAGAAGUGUCGGCAAACAUCACGGCUCAAAUUUUACAGAUUGAAAGACAAGCAAACGCCACAGCUUAAAUUGACAUUAUUUGGACAGUUUGGUGGCUGUCUUUGUGUAAGAAGUAGCUCUGACCGUCUACGUUACUUGUUCGGUUCGGAAAAGUAUAAAAUGCCAUGUGAGAAAUGCGUUGAUAGCGCUGCUAUGUUGCAUAGUGAAGGAAAUAUGGUGCGGCCAAUGAAUGUACUAACUGCGCCAAUCACAGGGAUGCGCUAAAGGCGCUGCCUGCCGGUGAGGUACGCAUAUCGUCAUAAUUCCACUGCUCAUCUCUGGCCACAGUGGGCACAAGUUCGUCAAAAUCAACAACAUCAGUUCAUCAUUUCAUAAGUUCAUCUAAUCAUGUAACACAAACUUUUAUAAAAAAAAUUGAAAAAUGAAAAAAUCCUCAUAAGUUAUUGUGACCAAUUGACUUUUAGUUACUGCCAAGUCUCAAAAGUAGUGCAUUCUUUGUGCCUUGUAUAUCUCAGUGAAUAACCUAACUGAUGUAUACAUGUAGUGGUUUAGUUCAAACCUUAGAAGUGCUUUUCUCAACAUUGAGUUUGUUUAUGUAGGAAGAUUGAUAUGUUAUCGUGUUAUUCCUCUUGCAUGCUCUUAUGUGCCGAUGAUCUUUAUACAUACAUACUGUUGGGUAAAUGAAUGAAAACUCUUGCCCAUGGGCUGUCAGUGCCCUAUGACCUCUGCGUCGUUGCAAUAUGACCUCUUCGCUAUGGACGCAGACGGAAUGAUUGAUAGCUGUGUUAAACUGCAUGCAUUGCAUAGUUAACUAUUGCUACAUGUAUGUAUGGGUGUCAAACAUGCCUUUGAUUUGAAGCAUUAUAUUGCUUCUAGAGUCUUGUAAUCAAGUUCUGUCUGAUUAUAAUAUCAGAUAUAUUCUCAAAACCUUGCCAAAAAUUGAUGUGAGGUCUCAGAUCUGGUUAAAACUUGUUUAGACAUGGCACUGCGUUGAAUGAUUAGUCCAGGUUUAAUUGGUUGAAGUUAGAAACUUGACCAAUAGGUUAAUUUAAGAUAUUGUCUUUAUAGAGAGUUUUUAUUCUUAAUCAGUGUGCAAGUUACCUGAUUAUAUGUCAGUUAAAGUAUUUGUUAAAUAUUUGUGUGGGUCACUCGAAAGCAAGUUGUCCUGAGCGAUGUAUGCUCUGGUCAUCUUGGUUAGAAAGAAUUUCUAGAUGUUUUUGGCAGUGAGGGAUACACAUAGAAUGUGCAAUCACAGAAACAAAAUCUGUGCUAGUAGAAAAAAAAGUGUAAAUACUUUAAGAAUGUUGUUUUUAUCUGUUCGAGUGGAGCAGUCUAUAUUUUAGCAUGCCUACAGCAUGUUCUGUCUACGUCUUGGUGGGGUGUCUUGUAUAUACCUUUAUCAAGGUGUUGGGAAGCUUUCUGUAUUUUAUAAAACUAUAGAUUUAUCAAGUAAGAAUAAUGUUAAGAAAGAUGGGUUGUGAGGCUUUUGUUUGUUUCAUUGUUGACUUGUUUCAUUGUCGACUUUUUUUGGAGUCUGAUGAAAUUGAGAGGAAUACAAUGAAUGUGAAGUGUCAAACUAUGUUCCACUUGUAUAACUAUCAGUGCCGGUGCAUUUUUAUUAUAGGAACGAGACAGAUUGUGCUGGCACAAAUGACCGUCUUGAAAAGUCUGUGACUUAGACUGGUGGAAGACAGGAAGAAAAUUGAAACCAGUACCAAACUUAAUCACUGUCCGCUAUUGUCCACAAACUAUUUGUGUUGUGCUUUUUGUGAGAUUUUUAAGAAAAGGAACAAAAUUUAGGCGGUUAAGGCUUCCAUGAUACUAUUACUAUUUGAAAGGGAAGUAUUAGAAAUUUAUCUGAAUUCCUUUGUAAAUUUUUAUGUGGAUGUGGUUUGGGUUAUACAUUGAAACCAUCAUCUUAUCUCUAUCUGUUCCAGGUUAAGCUGUUUUGAAUCGGUGUGUUAAUCUCUACACUUUGGUGUACAUUUCAUGUGCACAGUUCUUGUCAGCUUGAAUUGAAAUGGGUAGAGGUCUGAAUGUUAGUUACCUUUCAUCAUGAAGGCUGUGCAUUGUACAGUAGAUGUUCUGUAGACAUUUAUGUUGUGGUGGUUUGGUUGAUAUUUUGUAAAUAAGUCAUGACUUGUCUUCAUCGCAGAGAUGCAGGUUGUAUGACGCCGAAACUAAAAAUGCAUUGGUAGGAAAGAACUAUUCUAAAAAUGAAAAAUUAGAAGUUGACUUAAAAAAGUAGCAAGUUUGGCUAGAAAUUCAGCCCUGAAAUUGCCGUUUUCUACUGUAUUGUGAUCCUAAUUGUCAAAUCAGUAUUUUCCUUCUUGUGCCAACUAAAAUGCAGUCUUGCUGUACUCUCUUUGUGAUAGUGAUGUUCUCUUUACCAGCCAACAGGGAAUAGGGUAGCGGCAUCCCGUUAGGUGGUACUGAUUUUCACUAGGGUGUAUGUCAAAAUGAGGUCAAACUUGGACAAACGUUGCAACAGUGCUGCACCCAAGAGAGUGACAGUCAGUGCAGAGUAAAGGUGAUAACUCAGUCUGUGAUGGACGAUUCCAAUGAAAGUAAUAGCAAGUGUGAUCCAGACUUCUCUAAUUGACAAAGCCUGAUGAUCGUUCCCUGCUUGGCUGGUAUUGUUCUGUGAUGCUUCAUAUAAUGCUUUAACAGAUUGUUAUCCUAUCUCCAAUGAUCCAAAGGCCGCCUUCAGAACAUCGCACUGAUGUCAACUGUAUGACGCUUGUGGGUGAGGAACCCUUUGAAAGGUUAUAGCCUACCGACUCCAAGAUGUUUUGUUCAGAAACCAAACAACUUCAUUUUAGCCCCUUUUUGGUUUACUCUCAACUGAUUAACUUGCAAAGAAGUGUCAAGUGUUAAGGUUGAUGGUUCUGCUAUUCUGUUUUCAUUCCUGUGUCUAUAGCUUGAUAUCCAUGUAAAUACCAAAUCUAUUAUAUUCAAAUUAUCUCUAUGAAAUAUCUUUCAUAUUCUCCAAAAUAUUCUCUUACAUUUCUUUGUACACCUAAAUGACCCAAUAAACAUCUAAAUCCUUUGUAAAUCCAUUGAAUGAACACAACAAGCGUUUGUGAAUGAUGAAAAAGUCUGUACAAGGUCAAAACAUUGGGUGGGUAGGGGGGGGGGGGGUAGGGGGUGUGGAGCUCUGAAUGAGUAUGUAGAUCUGAUAAUGCUUCUGCUUUGUAAAAACUACUUGAAAUUUAUCUGCUCUUUAUUUUUUUGUGGACCAAAUUAUACAUGUAUCUGUUACGACAUGCAAUGUUUUCACUCGUUGAAAUACUUGGACCAGUAGAAAGGGCAACCAACCUAGGAACAGGGUAAAAUAGUUGGAGGGGGUACACUUUUCCUGGUGUUUGAAUGAGAGAAACCAUCUGUUAUAAAUGUAUCUCAAGCUUGCCAGAAUCACCUAAGUACUAUUCCUGUCAAGAAGAGUGAUGACUUUGGCAGGCUUGGGUGAAAUACAUUUCUAAAUAUGUAACUGCUGUCUAUUUCAUUCCUUCCAAACUCUUGAUGUGAACUUGUCAAAAUGUCAGAUCAGGUAUAAGUAGUUUAAGUUUUUCCCACCAGGUGUCUUGUUGACAUGGUUUUGGUGACUUUGUGCUUUCUAGAUUUCUUGAUUCCAUAAACUUGCAUCUGGUGGAAUGAUCUGGAACGACAAAUUGCUCCCACUCUUGCUGCGGAAUAUCUCAUGUAAUCUGUAAGGUGGCCUGUACCUUUAAAUGCAGCCGGAGUCAGAGUGACACCCUGGUCUUGUCCUUGUCUUGAGAAUGAAGAUGAAUGUUUCCUAGUCACAUAAAUGAAUGACUAUCUAUAUUUUUCGAAGAAUGUGUUGUUGGUUGAGAUGAGAGACAAAUGUAGAUGACUGAAUGAAACAAAAAAUUGUAUAUAUUAGA